This is a messenger RNA of Perca flavescens (yellow perch), 8061 nucleotides long. Its product is annotated as ATP-binding cassette sub-family A member 1. The transcript has 49 exons. Lineage: Eukaryota; Metazoa; Chordata; Actinopteri; Perciformes; Percidae. Gene Ontology annotation, cellular component: intracellular membrane-bounded organelle; membrane. Gene Ontology annotation, molecular function: lipid carrier activity; ABC-type transporter activity; ATP binding. Gene Ontology annotation, biological process: transmembrane transport; lipid transport. The record is from RefSeq and is a predicted model, not a curated record. Bases 270 to 7085 code for a protein of 2271 amino acids.
UGCUGCUGCUGCUGCUGCUGCUCUACUCCGCUCUGCUCCGCAUCGAGCAGCGCUAUAAAACCCUGCCGGAGGAGAAAAGAACAGUUUUGUCAAGACACUGAGACACUGAGACACGGCAGAGGAGUACGUUACAUUUACCAUUUGCAAGUUUUUUUUUUCUGGACGAAGGAUUUUAAUGUAUGAAAAAAGAGACAGUGGAUAUUAACACCGUUCAGAAUCAAGGUCGUGAGGAGCUGGAGCGUGCUCGGUGAGGUAGGGAAGACGUCAACAUGGCAGUCUCCACUCAACUGGGUUUACUGCUUUGGAAGAACUUUACCUACCGACGGAGACAGACUAUCCAGCUGCUGAUUGAGAUCAUCUGGCCCCUGUUUAUCUUCUUCAUCCUAAUCUCAGUCCGAAUACAUUAUCCACCCUACGAGCAACAUCAAUGCCAUUUCCCGAACAAGGCCAUGCCCUCAGCGGGGUCCCUGCCCUGGGUGCAAGGCAUCAUCUGUAACGCCAACAACCCGUGCUUUCGUAAUCCUACCCCUGGCGAGAGUCCCGGGGUGGUGGGAAACUUUAAUGAUUCUAUAAUCUCCCGAUUGUUCAUUGAUGCCAAGAAGAUCCUGCUCUACUCACAGAAUGAUAAAAGCUACGAGGGCUACAAGGGACUGCUGAGGGCCCUCAAGAAGCUGCAGAAGAACAGUGCUCGUUUCAAGCUGAAGGACUUUUUGCAAGACGAUGAGACGCUUUCCCACUUCCUGCACCACAACGCCUCACUUCCUCAUCACGCGCUGAAGCAAAUAGUGGAAGCUGACGUCAAUCUGGAGAAGGUGCUGACUAAAGGUUUUGGCUUUCAUCUCAGAGACCUCUGUAACACCACGCCCCUGGAGGAGUUUGUCCACAUUGCCGAUCGCAAUGUUUCCCGUCUGACGCAAGAAAUUAUCUGCAAUUCCUCCAGUGAUUGGCUAAACAAGGCCCAGAGCCACUUUCUGUCCAACUUGGACUUCCUCAAACCUAUCCGGAAGGAUGUGAAGUCGGACCCCAAAGUUGUUCAGGAUGUCUCAGCUGCAACCGACAAUCUUCUGGAGAGCCUGGGAGCACUGGCCGUGGAGUUUGCCAGUAUGAAGAGUUGGAACGACAUGCGUAAGGAGAUCCUGUAUCUAACUGCAAAUGCCACAGACUCUCCAAACCAGAUGUACCAGGCUGUCUCACGUAUCGUCUGUGGACACCCUGAGGGAGGCGGCCUCAAAAUCAAGUCUCUCAACUGGUAUGAAGACAACAACUACAAGGCCCUGUUUGGAAACCAUGGCAACGACAGCGAGAGUGAACCUUUCUCAGCUUAUGACAACUCUUCCACUCCCUAUUGUAACAAUAUGAUGCGGAGCCUGGAGUCCAGCCCCAUUUCCAGGAUGAUCUGGAGAGCUCUGAAGCCUCUGCUCAUGGGCAAGAUCCUGUACACCCCAGAUACUCCAGCCACACAGAGAAUCAUCCAGGAGGUUAAUAAGACCUUCCAGGAGUUCGGCGUGCUGAGGGACAUCGGAGGGAUGUGGGAGGAAAUGAGGCCCAAAGUUUGGAACUUCAUGGAGAAUGGCGAGGAAAUGGACAUGGUCAGGACCCUGCUCCAGAAUAACGCCAGUGCCGCGUUCUUUAAUGCCCAGCUCAGUGGGACUGAGUGGCGUGUGUCAGAUGUGUCAGCCUUCCUGUCUAAGGUCUCAGAGGACCAAAGACCUGCAGGAUCGGCCUAUACCUGGAGAGACGUCUUCAACGAAACUGACCAUGCCAUACAGACCAUCUCACGCUUCAUGGAGUGUGUGAACCUGGACAAGCUGGAGCCAGUAGCUAACGAGGAGAGGCUGGUCAACAAGUCCAUGGGUCUUCUGAACAACCAGAAGUUCUGGGCUGGAAUUGUGUUUCCUGACAUCACCCAUAGCAGCAGCGCUGACUUGCCUCCCAACGUAAACUAUAAGAUACGCAUGGACAUUGAUAAUGUGGAGAGGACAAACAAGAUUAAAGAUGGCUAUUGGGACCCCGGUCCCAGGGCAGACCCCUUUGAGGACCUUCGGUACGUCUGGGGCGGAUUUUCUUACCUGCAGGACAUCAUUGAGCGUGGAAUCAUCAGAGCCAUCACUGGCACCAAAGAGAAGAUAGGCAUCUACAUUCAGCAGAUGCCCUACCCCUGCUAUGUCGAUGACAUUUUCCUGCGGGUGAUGAGUCGGUCAAUGCCUCUCUUCAUGACCCUGGCAUGGAUGUACUCGGUAGCCAUCAUCAUCAAGGGCGUGGUGUACGAGAAGGAGGCCCGGCUCAGAGAGACCAUGAGGAUCAUGGGACUGAACAACGGCACCCUGUGGCUCAGCUGGUUCAUCAGCAGUCUAAUCCCGCUCCUGAUCAGCGCCGGCUUGUUGGUGAUGUUGUUGAAGAUGGGAAGCCUGCUGCCUUACAGUGACCCAGGCGUGGUGUUUCUUUUCCUUGGAUCCUUCGGCAUUGUUACCAUCAUGCAGUGUUUCCUCAUCAGUACCCUGUUCUCUCGUGCCAACUUGGCAGCCGCCUGCGGUGGCAUUAUAUACUUCACGCUCUAUCUGCCCUACGUGCUGUGUGUUGCCUGGCAGGACUACGUGGGCUUUGGAGCAAAACUUAUAGUGAGUCUGCUGUCUCCGGUGGCUUUUGGUUUUGGCUGUGAGUACUUUGCCCUGUUUGAGGAGCAAGGAGUGGGUAUCCAGUGGUCGAACCUGCUGGCCAGCCCUCUGGAGGAAGACAGUUACAACCUGACCACCUCUAUCAGCCUCAUGCUGUUUGACGCUGUGCUCUACGGAAUAAUGACCUGGUACAUCGAAAAUGUGUUCCCUGGUCAGUAUGGGAUCCCCAGGCCUUGGUAUUUCCCUUUCACUAAGUCGUACUGGUGUGGAGAGAAAGAGAAUAACAACAUCUCCACCCCUCUGUCAAAGAAGGGCAACGCUGAAGCUGUGUGUAUUGAGGAGGAGCCGAGCCACAUCGAGCCCGGUGUUUACAUCGAGAAUCUGGUGAAGGUCUACAGCCAUGGAAAAAAGCUGGCUGUAGACGGACUGUCCCUGAGGUUCUAUAAGGGACAAAUAACCUCCUUCCUCGGUCACAAUGGAGCUGGCAAGACCACAACUAUGUCAAUACUGACGGGAUUGUUUCCACCCACAUCUGGCACAGCCUAUAUCCACGGCAAGGACAUCCGCAGUGAACUCAGCGCUGUCCGGCAGAAUCUGGGCGUCUGUCCCCAGCACAACGUACUUUUCAGCAUGCUGACGGUAGAGGAACACAUCUGGUUCUACGCCCGUCUGAAGGGACUGCCGGAGGAGAAGGUGAAGGCUGAGACAGAGCAAAUUUUGAACGAUGUCGGACUGCCUCACAAACGAAAGUCUCUCACCAGCACGCUGUCUGGAGGGAUGCAGAGGAAGCUGUCAGUGGCCCUGGCUUUUGUCGGGGGCUCCAAGGUUGUGAUCCUGGAUGAACCUACUGCCGGGGUCGAUCCAUACGCACGCAGGGGCAUCUGGGACCUGCUGCUUAAAUACAGACCAGGCCGCACCAUCAUCCUUUCCACUCAUCACAUGGACGAGGCUGACAUCCUGGGUGACCGCAUCGCCAUCAUUUCCCACGGCAAGCUGUGCUGCGUAGGCUCCUCGCUCUUCCUGAAGACCCAUCUCGGCACGGGCUACUACCUGACCCUGGUCAAGAGAGACUACGACUUGACACUUCAGUCCUGCAGGAAUUCUGCCAGCACCGUCUCCUACAGCAAGAAGGCCGGGAAGGAGGACAGUGUAUCAGAGAGCAGUUCAGAUGCCGGUCUUGGUAGUGAACCAGAGAGUGAAACCACCACUAUUGAUGUGUCCCUCAUCUCCAACUUGAUAUUCAAGCACGUCCACGAGGCUCGCCUGGUUGAGGACCUUGGCCACGAAAUCACCUAUGUCUUGCCCUACCAGUCAGCUAAAGAUGGAGCCUUUGUAGAGCUCUUCCACGAGCUAGAUGACCGACUCACCGACCUGGGAAUAUCUAGCUAUGGAAUAUCUGAUACCACCCUGGAGGAGAUUUUCUUGAAAGUGGCUGAGGACAGUGGAGUGGAUGCUGUUGAGCUAUCAGAUGGAGUCGUGCCAACCAGGAUUCGUCGCCAUCAUGCAUUUGGAGACCACCAGAGUUGUCUGAAGCCCUUCACUGAGGAUGACUUUGAUUUCAACGACUCUGAAGGUGACCCAGAAUCCCGUGAGACCGACUGGCUCAGUGGAACAGAUGGCAAAGGCUCAUACCAGGUCAAAGGCUGGAGUCUGAAGAGACAGCAGUUUGUUGCGCUACUCUGGAAACGGUUCCUCUACGCUCGGCGCUCCAGGAAAGGCUUCUUUGCUCAGAUUGUUCUUCCGGCUGUGUUUGUGUGUAUUGCCCUGGUGUUCAGUCUGAUUGUCCCUCCGUUUGGAAAGUACCCAAGUCUGGUUCUGGAUCACAGCAUGUAUGGAGAACAGUUUACCUUCAUCAGUAAUGACAUGCCUGAGAACCCUCACAUCAACAAAAUACUGGGAGCUCUGACAGAAAACCCAGGAUUUGGAACACACUGCAUGGAAGGACAAACCAUACAGGACACUCCCUGCACAGCAGUUAAAGAUGAGUGGUCGGUCCCGGAAGUCUCUCAAAGUGUGAAGGACAUGUUCGCCAAUGGCAACUGGUCCAUGGAGAAUCCCUCUCCCAUGUGUGAGUGCAGCUGUGGAGGACGCAAGAGGAUGCUUCCGGAGUGUCCUGCUGGCGCUGGGGGACUUCAACCACCACAGAUGAAGAUCAGCGACCAAGACACACUUCAGAAUUUGACUGGCAGGAACAUCUCAGACUAUAUUGUUAAAACCUACGCUCAGAUCAUUGGCAAGAGUCUGAAGAACAAGAUUUUGGUCAACGAGUUCAGAUACGGUGGCUUCUCGUUGGGCGCCAUGAGUUCUCAGCUUAUGUCCCACACAGAUGAAAUUGAUGAUGCGAUCAUUCAACUGAAGAGACGUUUCCAUCUUGAGAGAGGAACUGCAGCGGAUCGUUUCUUUAGCAGUCUCUCCAAUUUUAUCCAAGGAUUGGACACUAAGAAUAACGUCAAGAUCUGGUUCAACAACAAGGGCUGGCACAGCAUCGGUUCUUUUCUCAAUGUCUUGAACAACGGCAUCUUGCGGGCAAGUCUGCAAGCUGGCCAAGACCCUACAAAGUUUGGCAUUACUGCCUCCAAUCAUCCGCUCAACCUCACCAAGGAGCAGCUGUCACAGGUCGCAUUGAUGACGACAUCAGUAGAUGUGCUGGUUUCCAUAUGCGUGAUCUUCGCCAUGUCCUUUGUCCCUGCCAGUUUUGUUGUUUUCCUCAUCCAGGAGAGAGUGAACAAGGCUAAACACUUGCAGUUCAUCAGCGGAGUGCAGCCUUUGCUCUAUUGGCUGGCCAACUUUGUCUGGGAUAUGUGCAACUACAUCGUCCCGGCCACACUGGUCAUCAUUAUCUUCAUUUGUUUCCAACAAGACGCCUAUGUCUCCUCCACCAAUCUGCCUGUGCUGGCGCUGCUGCUGCUGCUCUACGGAUGGUCGAUCACCCCUCUGAUGUACCCAGCCUCGUUCUUCUUUAAGAUCCCCAGCACUGCCUACGUGGUUUUGACCAGCGUCAACAUCCUGAUAGGAAUCAACGGCAGCGUCUCCACAUUUGUCCUGGAGCUGUUUGGAAGCAAUGAAGUCGGUGGCAUCAACGACAUCCUGAAGAACGUGUUCCUCAUCUUCCCUCACUUCUGUCUGGGCAGAGGACUGAUCGACAUGGUGAAGAAUCAGGCAAUGGCCGACGCUCUGGAGAGAUUUGGGGAAAACCGAUUCCGCUCCCCUCUGGCCUGGGACAUGGUGGGAAAGAACCUGUUUGCAAUGGCCAUAGAGGGCGUAAUCUUCUUCGGGAUCACCAUCCUUAUUCAGUACCACUUCUUCUUCAAGGCCAGGUCGUCCACCAGUCAUCUGAAGCCUAUUGGGGAAGAAGAUGAGGAUGUGGCCAGAGAGCGACAGAGGAUCCUGAGCGGAGGAGGACAGUCAGACAUCCUGGAGCUCAGACAGCUCACCAAGAUUUACAAGAGGAAACAGAAGCCAGCAGUGGACCGGCUGUGUGUUGGCAUCCCCCCUGGAGAGUGCUUUGGUUUGCUGGGAGUGAAUGGCGCAGGGAAAACCAGCACCUUUAAAAUGCUGACGGGAGACUCUCUGGUCACCGGUGGAGAGGCCUUCCUGGCUGGCAAGAGUGUAACUACAGAGAUACAUGAGGUGCAUCAGAACAUGGGCUACUGUCCUCAGUUUGAUGCCAUCAACGACCUGCUGACCGGCAGAGAGCACCUCGAGUUUUACGCCAUCCUGAGAGGUGUGCCUGAGAAGGAAGUCUGUGAGGUAGCAGAGUGGGGCAUCCGGAAGCUGGGCUUGGUCAAAUAUGUGGACAAGUCAGCAGGUAGCUACAGUGGAGGAAACAUGAGGAAGCUGUCUACUGCCAUCGCUCUCAUAGGAGGACCACCUGUAGUCUUUCUGGAUGAACCAACCACAGGCAUGGAUCCUAAAGCACGUCGUGCUCUGUGGAACGCAAUCCUGAGCAUCAUCAAAGAGGGACGAUCUGUAGUCCUGACCUCUCACAGCAUGGAGGAGUGUGAGGCACUUUGCACCAGAAUGGCCAUCAUGGUCAACGGCAGGUUCCGGUGUCUGGGCAGUGUGCAGCACCUCAAAAACAGGUUCGGUGAUGGCUACACCAUCAUCCUGCGGGUGGCUGGCCCAGACCCAGACCUUCGGCCGGCGAUGGAGUUCAUCGAGCGGGAGCUGCCUGGCAGCACACUGAAGGAGAAACACCGCAACAUGCUGCAGUACCAGCUGCCCACCUCCCUCACCUCCCUCGCCCGCAUCUUCUCCCUGCUCUCACAGAACAAGGAGGCCCUCAGCAUAGAGGACUACUCCGUCUCACAGACUACUUUAGACCAAGUGUUUGUAAAUUUCGCCAAGGACCAAAGUGAUGAGGACCAUUUGAAAGAGGCCCAUCUGAACAAACUGGACGCUGUGGUAGUGGACAUUUCCCAGCUUAACACUUUCCUCACAGACAACAAGACCAGGGAGAGCUGUGUCUGAUUCGACAACAUACCAUCAGUGGGAGUUGCUAUGCUUCACCCACCCUCCCCCAACCCAGAAAACAUGGACCACUAACCUGCAGGGGAGACAAACUCUGUUAAUUUUUUUAUUUUCUCUUUUUUAGUCUUUUUUAAUUGUUAUCAUUUUUCAGUGGACCUGCAUUUCAGCGCACAGCCUCUUGACAAGGCAGAGACUGCAGGUAUUGUGACACUGAAACAAUGAAAACCCAAUGCAAAUCAAUGCAAGAAAUAUAUAUAAAUAUAUUUAAGAUGAGAAGAUAUUCCUGUGAUGGUUUGGAGACCGGUGCUUCUCCUUCACUAGAUGGACAGAAAGAAAGAAAAGACUUAAAGCGACAGCAGGAUUAUAAUGCUGCGCUGGACUGGAAAGCUUGUAGCCCUGCUACUCACUCAAUGGGCUCGGCAUCGGGCAUGAUGAAAGGAAAUAUCUCUAGUUUUUGAUCCCUGUUCCUAAAAGUAGUUAGCAGUAGUCAGUGGGACUGUGUAUGUGCUGCUCUGUAUCGUGACAUCACGACAGCAAAAAAAACGAAACAAAAAUUUCAGAUCACUCACUGCCAACUGCUAUAAGACGAGCUGACUACUUUUUUAUUCAGAGUCAAACCUCUCUCGAUCUCUCUUCAUUACCAAUCGCAGUUUUAUCAUGCAGAUGAUGGUGAAACCAUCAUUUACAAUCCAAUUGAUUUCAGUCACAAUAAAGCAACAUAUUCAUUUUUACUAAUUUGAUUGAUUUGUUUUAAGAUAAUUUAAUUCUAAUAGACAAACUUAACCUCUAUGGAGUUUUUCUUUCUUUGUUUGGAUUAUAAUUGAGAUUGAUAACCAAGUUGUCUUUUUUUUAUUUAAUGUUCUUUGUGCCCUUGACAUUGUCUAGCACAGUGCCUAUACUGUAUCAUGGUGGAGAGAGAAAUCUGAGCACUCCAUUAAAAAAGAAAAAAAAACAACAACAAUGUAUGUAGGCAGCC